AUGAAGAAGCUACGUACACUGAUCAUCCACGGUAGUGGGAUCAUUGUGGAUUCGCUCCCUCAGAUGCUCCAAAACAUGAAGUUGCUCAGAGUUUUGGCAUUGGGACGGUUACCUAAUGGUGUGGAGGAACUACCCAAUGAGGUUGGGGAUCUAAUUCAUCUUAGGUACAUCACUCUAUAUGCAUUAAGUUGUGUUUCAAUGCUUUCGCAAGUUGCGUCUAUUGUAAAGUUUAAUGGGCUGAAUUUUGCUGAGUGGCAUGAACAAAUUCAGUUUCACCUCGAUGUUCUGGAUCUUGAUCUAGCAUUCUUGACUGACAAGCCCGCUGCUAUUGAUGAUAAUAGCAGUGCUAAUGAUGUAGCCUUCCAUCAAGCAUGGGAAAGGUCAAAUAGACUUAGCAUAAUGUUUAUGCGAAUGACACUUGAAAGCAACAUCAAGUCAACAAUUCCCAAAUUUGAUAGUGCUAAGGAUUUGUUGAAACAUGUGGAGAAAAAUUCACUUUCUGAAUGUGCUGAUAAGGCCCUAGCAGGCACACUUAUGGGUAAACUGACCACCAUGAAAUUUGAUGGUUCGCGUUCCAUGCAUGAGCAUGUUACUGAGAUGUUAACCUUAGCAGCAAAAUUAAGAUCCAUGGAAAUGGAAGUGAGUGAUACUUUCCUUGUUCAAUUUAUUUUAAACUCGUUGCCUCACGAGUAUGAGACAUUCCAAGUGAAUUAUAAUUCCAUUAAAGAUAAGUGGAAUGUGCUCGAAUUGCAUAAAAUGCUAAAUCAAGAGGAAAGAAGGCUUAAGGGACAAGGGAUUCACUCAGUUAAUCUCAUGAGUCAGUCAAGGGCUGGUAAAAAGUUUGGAAAGAAUAAUCAGAAGGGUAAGAAAGGACCAAUGAAGACUAAUGAGUCCUCUUCUCAAAUCCACAAUAAGGAACAUAAGAAUGACAAGUGUCAUUUCUGCAAGAAAUUUGGACAUUUUUAG
Molecule: messenger RNA, 966 nt
Organism: Ipomoea triloba (trilobed morning glory)
Lineage: Eukaryota; Viridiplantae; Streptophyta; Magnoliopsida; Solanales; Convolvulaceae
Exons: 2
Coding region: 1-966 (321 amino acids)
Source: RefSeq, a predicted model, not a curated record